This is a messenger RNA of Lindgomyces ingoldianus, 402 nucleotides long. RefSeq lists its product as uncharacterized. NCBI's taxonomy places the organism in Eukaryota, Fungi, Ascomycota, Dothideomycetes, Pleosporales, Lindgomycetaceae. The transcript has a single exon. The record is from RefSeq and is a predicted model, not a curated record. Gene Ontology annotation, molecular function: protein binding. The annotation marks the transcript as partial.
GAGAAGAGGAAGCGGAUUCUUGGCGAAGAACAUCCUGACACCAUCUCAGCAAUGAACAACCUCGCCAGCACGCUGGGCGAUCAAGGCAAGCUGGAAGAAUCAAUUACGAUGUUGAAGAAAGCAUAUAAGAAGAUAAUCGUGCUCCUUGGUGAUUAUCACCCACAUUCAAAGAUUCUCUGCGCCAAUCUUACACAACGCUCACUUGGAAAAUUUGCCGCACUAUUCCUUCAAACUCCCAAAGAGAGCCAAGAGGAGUUAUGCCAGCAGUCGUUGUCUGAUUUCGAGCAGACUUUCGGUUCUCGACAUCCGUCUACUAUUUUUCUCACGAAGGUUAUCGCUGACCUCUAUAAGCAUCAGGACGAGUUCGACAAAGCAGAGUCGAUGUACCACCGAGCACUAGAU